CAGAUUUCUUGCUUUGCACCCCAGCCCUCUCUCUCUCUCUCUCUCUCGCAAUAAACGCAUCAUGUCGACAAUGGUACUUGACCCGAAGCCUGCUCCGACGGUGGAGCCAAGAUGGGACCUUGUACCCGACCCAACAACAGUACCCACGGAAGACGACGACCUCUACAGCCGCUUAAAAUCUCUGCAACGACAGCUAGAAUUCAUCGACAUACAAGAGGAGUAUGUCAAGGAUGAGCAGAAGAAUCUGAAGCGAGAGCUACUUCGUGCGCAAGAAGAGGUGAAGCGGAUCCAGUCUGUGCCGCUUGUAAUCGGGCAGUUUAUGGAGAUGGUGGAUCAGACUAAUGGGAUUGUUGGGUCUACAACGGGUUCGAAUUAUUAUGUGAGAAUUUUGAGUACGAUUGAUAGGGAAUUGUUGAAGCCGUCGGCUUCUGUGGCUUUGCAUCGGGCUUCCAAUGCUCUUGUUGAUGUUUUGCCACCUGAGGCUGAUUCUAGUAUUUCUCUGCUUAGUCAGAGUGAGAAACCUGAUGUUACUUAUAAUGACAUUGGAGGAUGUGACAUUCAAAAGCAGGAAAUUCGUGAGGCAGUUGAGUUGCCACUGACUCACCAUGAACUUUACAAACAAAUUGGUAUUGACCCCCCUCGAGGUGUGUUGCUCCAUGGUCCACCUGGAACUGGAAAAACUAUGCUUGCCAAGGCUGUUGCUAAUCAUACAACUGCAGCCUUUAUAAGAGUUGUUGGCUCUGAGUUUGUUCAGAAGUAUCUGGGUGAGGGACCCCGCAUGGUUCGUGAUGUUUUUCGUCUUGCUAAAGAGAACGCCCCAGCAAUUAUUUUUAUUGAUGAGGUAGAUGCUAUUGCUACUGCUAGGUUUGAUGCCCAAACUGGAGCUGAUAGAGAAGUUCAGCGCAUUCUGAUGGAACUACUGAAUCAGAUGGAUGGGUUUGAUCAGACGGUAAAUGUUAAGGUCAUAAUGGCAACUAAUAGGGCUGACACUUUGGACCCUGCUCUUCUUCGUCCUGGAAGACUUGACCGGAAAAUUGAAUUUCCUUUGCCUGAUAGACGGCAAAAGAGGCUCGUUUUCCAGGUUUGCACUGCAAAAAUGAAUUUAAGUGAUGAGGUGGACAUGGAGGAUUAUGUGUCUCGACCUGAUAAAAUUAGUGCUGCCGAGAUCGCAGCUAUCUGCCAAGAAGCAGGCAUGCAUGCAGUGCGCAAGAACAGGUAUGUCAUUCUCCCCAAGGACUUCGAGAAAGGCUACCGAACCAAUGUGAAGAAGCCUGACACUGACUUUGAGUUCUACAAGUGAGAUCGGGAAGCACGUUUGAUGUUUGUUCUGCUCGUUAUUGAGAAGCAGAUUGCAUUGUGGGCCCAGGGCACGAUUGUU
Populus euphratica (Euphrates poplar) is the source of this 1378-nucleotide messenger RNA. Its product is annotated as 26S protease regulatory subunit 6B homolog. Bases 62 to 1300 code for a protein of 412 amino acids. Gene Ontology annotation, molecular function: ATP binding; ATP hydrolysis activity. The record is from RefSeq and is a predicted model, not a curated record. The transcript is spliced from 6 exons. NCBI's taxonomy places the organism in Eukaryota, Viridiplantae, Streptophyta, Magnoliopsida, Malpighiales, Salicaceae.